AGGAGGCGCUGUCUCCGCAUUAUUUGAUUGGAACCAUGUCUCUGCGACCGAGGUUUUUGCACCUUUUGGGAAAACAAGCCGGGGCUUUUCCCAAACAGAAACGUUCGGUCCACUCCCUGGGUCUGAUCGGUGCUCCAUUCUCCUAUGGCCAGAAGCGGCGAGGAGUCGAAGGUGGGCCCCAAGCAAUCAGGGACGCCGGGUUGGCCGAUCGCUUAUCGUCUCUGGGUUGGAAACUGCAUGACUAUGGAGACUUGAAAUUCACCACUGUACCAAAUGAUACAUCAUAUAAGAAUGUUCACCACCCAAGGACAGUGGGUUUAGCAAACCAGACAUUAACAGCAGCAGUAAGUCGAGCAGUUGGGGAAGGUCACAUAAGUGUUAUGCUUGGAGGAGAUCACAGUUUAGGAAUUGGUUCUGUCCACGGGCAUGCCCAACAACGUCCAGAUUUGGGUGUCAUCUGGGUGGACGCACACUGUGAUCUAAACACGCCCCUUACAUCCCCUUCUGGUAAUCUGCACGGACAGCCAGUGUCAUUCCUUAUAAAAGAGCUGCACGACAAGAUCCCAUUACUUCCUGGAUUUUCUUGGGUCACUCCUUGUAUAUCUGCAAAGGACCUGGUUUACAUUGGAGUGCGGGACGUUGAUCCUGCUGAAAACUAUAUCCUGAAACAUCUUGGCAUCAAAUACUUCUCAAUGAAAGAAGUGGAUCAACUUGGAAUACAGAAAGUAAUGGAAAAAACAUUUGAUCAUCUCAUUGGAAAAAAAAGACCAUUGCACCUGAGCUUUGAUGUUGAUGCUAUUGAUCCAUCUUUAGCUCCCGCUACUGGGACUCCAGUGAUUGGAGGGCUAACUUACAGGGAAGGAAUGUAUAUCGCUGAAGAAAUCUACAACACUGGAAUGCUAUCUGCAAUGGAUCUAGUGGAAGUCAAUCCUAAACUUGCAAAUACAGAAGAAGAACUGAAUGCCACAGUAAAUAUUGCCGUGGAUAUUAUUUCUUUUUCUUUGGGACAAGCACGGGAAGGAUCGCAUGGCAAAUGUAGUGAAAUACCAACUCCCGAUUCUGCAGAUGAAACAAGUGAACAGACUGUACGGCUUUAGAACUGACAAAAGACAAGUUGGCUGUUACAACAACCCCAUCAUUCAGUACUCUGAGAGAAAGGACUUUGGGGCUGGGGGGAUCUUGUAAAAACGUUCCGCUCCUUGUUCUACAUACUUUCAUUUUGGGAUUCUCUAAUAGGGCAUUGUUCUCUGACCAUCGGCUGACAUCCCACUUCUCUACAAGGUAUUACGAACAACCUUCAGCUCUGAGCUUUCCAAACAUUCCAGUAUGAAUAGGAUUGGAGCCAAUACCCUAUUCAACUAUCUGGAGAGAGAUCUGGAUCACUCGAAGCAUCACCUCUGGCAGAAGAAGUAAAUCUGCUGGCAGAAAGGCUGUGUUCGUGUAUGUUAAAACUGUGAUUCGUACUUCUCCUUCCAAAAUGGUCGAGCAUACUUUUUAAAUGACUUGACCUCAACAGAAACGUGUUCAAGCCCCUUAGGACAUGUUACAUAUCAAAUGACUUUAUUAAAAGUUUGUGCACAUCACUACAAUGUAGUUAUUCGCAGUAGCAUUUAAAGAAUUGAAGUGCAAAUUUAAAAUUGCUUCACCUCAGACAAAAGUAAUUCCUGUAAUGAGAAGGGUCUUGUAGUUGAAGUCCUCUCAGCAGGUUGAAUACAUGAAGAAAAAUUAUUCAUCGGUAUAUGGAUUUUCAUGUACUUCAAUCAUCUUCAACUAUGAAUCCUAGGCACUGCAGCCAAUCUAUAUAUGCAUGACUUAAGUCAAUGGUUGUGGAAAAACUUGAGGUAUACAACAGUUCCAAGAAUUGCCACUUCCAGAAGAAUAAUAAUGCCCAGUAACAGCUUGUUUGUCAUAAUCCUGGAGAGAUAAAAACAUUAAUUUGAGAAAUGUUACGCCUAGGUCAAACACUGGCUUUUAUAGCAGGGAGAGAUCACUUUUAUAUGGCACUGAAGGGUUGGGGAAGAAAUUUUCAGAUUUGUUCCAAUGCACUGCUUCAGUAAGAAAGCAAUUUUUUUUCUCAUCUUAUAAAUUUUAGGUGAAUUUUUUUCCUCUGGGUGUUCAGCUACACAAAUGGAGCAACAAUUAAUUAAAAAUACCUGCUUUGUAAUCAAAUUGUGUGACAUUGGAUGCUUAUUCGCAUUCCCUAAAAAAAACAAGGGAGUAAAAGGUGCAAGUCCACAUCAGUAAGUAUCCUAAGGACCAGUUUGGACAUUUUUCGAAUUUAAAUAUCGAAACAGCUGGCGCUCAAGUUAUGCAGGGUACAAGUGCACUACUGCCUUUACAGUUCUAUGGAUGGAAAUGUACAGUACUGGCUGCAGAAAAUAAUUCCUGCUAAACUAUUUCAGAUGCAACUUAUUGAGAGCAGUGCCGAGGGGCUACUUCUUUGUUACCUUGGAAAAUAUGUGGUACUAACUUUGUUACAUCAGGCAAUUUUAGUUGCUCUUAACUCUUACCUUCUGGACAUGGCAUGAAGUAUUUUCCGACUUCGACUCAAAUUCUCACCCGUAUUAAUUAGCUUCAGAACAAAAAACAGAAUUAAUAUCUCCUUGUUUGAUGUGCAUAAAUAAUGUACAACUUUUGAUAUUUUCAGAUUGGAGCAUUUUAUAUUCUGGUAUUUCCAAAAUAAAUGUUGUAC
Messenger RNA from Amblyraja radiata (thorny skate), 2692 nucleotides. It is a transcript of the gene arg2, whose product is annotated as arginase 2. Gene Ontology annotation, cellular component: cytoplasm; mitochondrion. The transcript has 8 exons. The coding region runs from base 36 to 1097 and encodes 353 amino acids. The record is from RefSeq and is a predicted model, not a curated record. Lineage: Eukaryota; Metazoa; Chordata; Chondrichthyes; Rajiformes; Rajidae. Gene Ontology annotation, molecular function: manganese ion binding; arginase activity.